Messenger RNA from Mauremys reevesii (Reeves's turtle), 2446 nucleotides. It is a transcript of the gene MISO1, whose product is annotated as chromosome 9 C3orf33 homolog. NCBI's taxonomy places the organism in Eukaryota, Metazoa, Chordata, Testudines, Geoemydidae. Bases 821 to 1447 code for a protein of 208 amino acids. The transcript is spliced from 6 exons. The record is from RefSeq and is a predicted model, not a curated record.
CUAACACGGCUACCACUCUGAAACAUUGCUCAAGAUUCAUCCCUGUUUUAACUCAGCUAUCUCCUUUGGCUUUGAAUCAAUUCACUGGUCAUCAGAAGAUUAUCUGAUGACAAAUAAUCUAUGGAUGUAAAAUGUGAAGCGGUUAACUAGUAAGCAUUAGUCCAACUAGUUAACCCACCAUAACAGGUUUUAGAGUAGCAGCCGUGUUAGUCUGUAUCUGCAAAAAGAACAGGAGUGCUGUAGCACCUUAGAGACUAACAAAUUUAUUUGAGUAUAAGCUUUCGUGGGCUACAUCCGAAGAAGUGGGCUGUAGCUCAAAUAAAUUUGUUAGCCUCAGGUGCCACAAGUACUCCUGUUCUUUUUCCACCAUAACAGUUAACUCCUGGCCCCAGUCGCGCUGGAUUGGCCCCAGCUGCUUAAUCGGUUAACCAUUUAAAUGAAAUAUUUUAAUUGUUUGAAUGUUUAACUUUUUAAUUGGUAUUUACAUCCCUUAAAUAAAGCAAGAUUAAAAUAGAGCUAAGGAAAAUAAACUGCAGCAUAAUAGGAAACCCCACAGGGAAGGUAUUGGGCUGUUCUUGAACAAUCCUUUCUAAAACUAUUGAGACUUUAACAACGUUUUAAUAAUAAUACACAACAUCUGGAAUCGUGAGCAUUUCUAGGAGGGCCUAGACUGAGGGCCAAAGCUAGCCCUGACAUAAGCAAGCCCUCCAGGAGAGCUGCUUGCUUUCUGCACCUCUGAGUUUUGCUCUAGAAAUUCAAAUGAUUCACUGAAAUACAAAACAGAAAACUUGCCCAAGAUUCCCCAAACAUUAGCACUGGAAUGGCAAUAGCUGGAGUCAUUUUAUUUGCAAAGAGUAUUAAAUUGACAACAAAAUUUACGAGUGCUUUGGAUAUACCAGUAGAAUUUAUAGAAAAGAAUGUGAAACUACGAGGAAAGUUAUGUCACAUAACUGAGAAAGGACUAGAAGUUGAACAUGUUCCCAUUAGCCUUCCUUUCCUGUCAUCAUUACAGAGAAAAUGGCAAUCAAAUGGUGUUUUGCUGGUCAGACUUGCUGGAGUGGAGCUGACACCGAAUGCUAUGGUCUGGUUACAGGAAGAGUUAAAACCUGCACAAAUGAUGUGGUUCCAGCUUCUUGGAAGGGAGGAUUUGGUGCUUGAUUGCCUCAUUUUAGUAAAUAAGGGUAGAUUUUUCAGUGUGUGUCUGAACGAAGAGAUUUUGAGACAAGGGCUUGGCAAAACAACACGUAUUGAAGGACUACAUCAUGACUCUCCAUUAUACUGGAAGCUUCACAAAAGACUACUUCAAGCAGAACUAAAAGCCUUGAAGAAAAAUAAGGGAAUAUGGAAAGAAGAAAGUUACUUUGAAAAACUUAGAGAUCAUAUAAGUAAUAAUAAAUUUGUACAGAAGUUAAAACAAUUUGUAAACUGGCUACGAAUACAUAUUUAAAAGUGAAAUGGGAAGGACUUAGCUGGAAAAAUGCUAUUUGGACAUGGACGAGUGUCUCUUUGGCGUGUGCUUUUUAUUAACGAUGAGCUUAUGAAGGAAAGCCUAAGCCUUGAUUUUUGAGGCUCCUGCCUCAAGGAAAAAUAUAGAAAAUAGUCCUAGUAAUGUUAUUUAAAGAGAUGUUUAAAUAUAGUAUAAUUCUUGUAUAAGAAUAAACUUCAGCAUGAUGAUGCCUGCUAAAGUGUGUUAAGGCCAAUAUUAUUCAAAUAUAGGAGUCUAAAGUUAUGCUUCUAAAUCCUUAAUUUAGGCUCUUAAAUAAGUGGUCAGAUUUUCAAGAGUGCCUAACACCCAGAUGACCCCAUUUACCUCAGUGGAAAUGAUUGAAGAUCCUAUUUUUGAAGAUCUAAAAUAUUCAUGUACAGUGUGACACUUUACUUUGCAGUGGAAUAUAAUAUGCAGGAGGACUGCUUGAAAACUGAAUAUUAAUUAUUAGAUAUCACUUAAAGAAAAUAACUUUCCAAUACUUCUGCUUUCCUGGAUCUUUGUUCUACAUAAGUAUUUUUGUUUGAGUCCAAUAUAAGGGAACACAUAUGUACUGUUUACUAUUUCUGUGUUUUAAAAGUUUUAACAUGUUGAAUAGCUAGUUCUACUAUGUAAUUAAUAGAAAAGAUGACUUGACACAGCUGAACUUAAAAAGAAGUGUGUAUAGAAGUUCCUAACCACGAGAAUUUAAAUUUAGAAACACAGUAGGUGAGCAUAAAUUAGUACAUCAAUAAACGACUUAUUUGCUUGUAGUAUAAAUACAUUAGCUUAUACAUUUGUAAAGAGUUGCAGAAUUUAAAGAUUAUAAUCUGGUGGAAGUGACCUUUUGAAUAUUCAUUGUUUGUUUCUAUUUCUAGGUUAAAUCAAGUGAAUUAUACAGGUUUUGUAGUCAAGAGCACUAAACUCUGUGCAACCUUGACAAUUAAACAUGGCACAUUAAAUUUCUUAUUCUCCUCUGUU